AUGGAUCAGUGUGAGGACAGAGAGGAGGGAGUCCCUCCCUCUAAAACCACUCUGUGUGGGGAAGCUGAGAGCCAGAGCCACGCUCAGAGGAUUCCUGACACAUGGACUCAUAAACAUCAACCAGAACCAGAACCUAGCUGUGUGUCCUUUAAGAGCGAUGAUUCAAAGGAUCGUCUCAUUGACUUCAAAUCUUCAGGACCUGCGUCCUCAGAGAGAGUGGACCAGCAGAACUCAGAGGUUCCCAGAGGUUCGUCUGCCCAGCAGCAUCAAACCCAGCUGGACUCCAUAUUUAUGCUGCUGGAGGACAACAUUGUCACUUUUGUGAAGGAGGAGCUGAAGAAGAUCCAGAAGGUUCUGAGUCCAGAUGACCCAGACUGCUCAGAGAGUCAGAGAGAUGAUGAGGAGGUGCUGGAAGGUGAGGAUGAAGAGCAGAGGAGGAGCAGCAGAGAGGCAGUGAUGAAGAUCACUCUGAACUUCCUGAGGAGGAUGAAGCAGGAGGAGCUGGCUGACCGUCUGGAGAAACAAUCUGCUCCAUUUUGUCAACAUCCACUUAAAUCUGGUCUGAAGGAGAAGUUCCAGUGUGUGUUUGAGGGGAUCGCUAAAGCAGGAAGUCCAACCCUUCUGAAACAGAUCUACACAGAGCUCUACAUCACAGAGGGAGGGACUGGAGAGGUCAAUGAUGAACAUGAGGUCAGACAGAUUGAAACAGCAUCCAGGAAACCACACAGACCAGAAACAACCAUCAGACAAGAAGACAUCUUUAAAGUCCCACCUGGAAGAGAUCAACCAAUCAGAACAGUGAUGACAAAGGGAGUGGCUGGCAUUGGGAAAACAGUCUUAACACAGAAGUUCACUCUGGACUGGGCUGAAGACAAAGCCCACCAGAACAUCCACUUCAUAUUUCCAUUCACCUUCAGAGAGCUGAAUGUGCUAAAAGAUAAAAAGUUCAGCUUGGUGGACCUUGUUCAUCACUUCUUUACUGAAACCAAAGAAAUCUGCAGCUUUGAACACUUCCAGGUUCUGUUCAUCUUUGAUGGUCUGGAUGAGAGUCGACUUCCUCUGGACUUCCAGAACCAGGAGAUCCUGACUGAUGCUACAGAGUCCACCUCAGUGGAUGUUCUGCUGACAAACCUCAUCAGGGGGAAACUGCUUCCCUCUGCUCGCCUCUGGAUAACCACACGACCUGCAGCAGCCAAUCAGAUCCCUCCUGAGUGUGUUGGCAUGGUGACAGAGGUCAGAGGGUUCACUGACCCACAGAAGGAGGAGUACUUCAGGAAGAGAUUCAUAGAUGAGGAGCAGGCCAGGAGGAUCAUCUCCCACUUGAAAAAAUCAAGAAGCCUCCACAUCAUGUGCCACAUCCCAGUCUUCUGCUGGAUCACUGCUACGGUUCUGGAGGACGUGUUGGAGACCAGGCAGAGAGGAAAGCUGCCCAGCACCCUGACUGAGAUGUAUAUCCACUUCCUGGUGGUUCAGACCAAAGUGAAGAAGGUCAAGUAUGAUGGAGGAGCUGAAACAGAUCCACACUGGAGUCCAGAGAGCAUGAAGAUGAUUGAGUCUCUGGGAAAACUGGCUUUUGAUCAGCUGCAGAAAGGAAACCUGAUCUUCUAUGAAUCAGACCUGACAGAGUGUGGCAUCGAUAUCAGAGCAGCCUCAGUGUACUCAGGAGUGUUCACACAGAUCUUUAAAGAGGAGAGAAGGCUGUACCAGGACAAGGUGUUCUGCUUCGUCCAUCUGAGUGUUCAGGAGUUUCUGGCUGCUCUUCAUGUUCAUCGGACCUUCAUCAACUCUGGUGUCAACCUGAUGGAAGAAACACAAACAUCUAAGAAGUUCUCAGUUCCUAAACCAAAGUCUCUUCACCAGACAGCUGUUGAUCAGGCCUUACAGAGUCCAAAUGGACACCUGGACUUGUUCCUCCGGUUCCUCCUGGGACUUUCACUGCAGACCAAUCAGAGACUCUUACAAGGUCUGCUGACACAGACAGGAAGUACCUCACAGACCAAUCAGGAAACAGUUCAGUACAUCAAGAAGAAGAUCAGUGAGAAUGUGUCUGCAGAGAAAAGCAUCAAUCUGUUCCACUGUCUGAAUGAACUGAAUGAUCGUUUUCUAGUGGAGGAGAUCCAACUGUCUCUGAGUUCAGGAAGUCUCUCCACAGAUAAACUGUCUCCUGCUCAGUGGUCAGCUCUGAUCUACAUCUUAGUGUCAUCAGCAGAAGAUCUGGAUGUGUUUGACCUGAAGAAAUACUCUGCUUCAGAGGAGGUUCUCCUGAGGCUGCUGCCAGUGGUUAAAGUUUCCAACAAAGCUCUACUGAGUGGCUGUAACCUCUCAGAGAGAAGCUGUGAAGCUCUGUUCUCAGUUCUCAGCUCCCAGUCCUCCAAUCUCAGAGAACUGGACCUGAGUAACAACGACCUGCAGGAUUCAGGAGUGAAGCUUCUCUCUGCUGGACUGGAGAGUCCAAACUGCAGACUGGAAACUCUCAGCUUGUCAGGCUGUCUGGUCUCAGAGGAAGGCUGUGCUUCUCUGGUAUCAGCUCUGAGCUCCAACCCCUCCCACCUGAAAGAGUUGGACCUGAGCUACAAUCAUCCAGGAGACUCAGGAGUGAAGCUGCUGUCGGCUGGACUGAAGGAUCCACGCUGGAGACUGGAUUCUCUCAGGGUGGAGCCUGCUGGAGUCCGAUGGUUGACACCAGGUCUGAGGAAGUAUUCCUGUCAACUCACAUUCGACACAAACACAGUGAGCAGAAAACUCAAACUCUCUGAAGACAACAGGAAGGUGACACGUGUGAAGAUGCUUCAGUCAUAUCCUGAUCAUCCAGACAGAUUUGAUGUUCCUCAGCUGCUGUGUAGAACUGGUCUGACUGGUCGAUUUUACUGGGAGGUCGAGUGGAGAGGGAAAGUUAAUAUAUCAGUGAGUUACAGAAGAAUCAGGAGGAAAGGAGAAAGUGGAGACUGUUGGUUUGGAUUUAAUGAUGAGUCCUGGAGUCUGAUCUGCUCUGAUGAUGGUUACUCUGUCCGUCACAAUAACAGAAAAACAUCUAUCUCCUCCUCCUCCGUCUCUAACAGAGUAGCAGUGUAUGUGGACUGUCCUGCUGGUAUUCUGUCCUUCUACAGAGUCUCCUCUGACUCACUGAUCCACCUCCACACCUUCAACACCACAUUCACUGAACCUCUGCAUCCUGGCUUUGGGUUCUUCUGGUUCAAUUAUGGUUCCUCAGUGUUUCUGUGCUGAUUGAGUCUAAAGAGUCUCCUCCUGUCAGAGAAAGCCUCUCCCUGUUGAACAGAUAGUUCAGUCUGUUCAUGUC
Molecule: messenger RNA, 3298 nt
Organism: Fundulus heteroclitus (mummichog)
Lineage: Eukaryota; Metazoa; Chordata; Actinopteri; Cyprinodontiformes; Fundulidae
Product: NLR family CARD domain-containing protein 3-like
Exons: 9
Coding region: 1-3225 (1074 amino acids)
Molecular function (GO): protein binding
Source: RefSeq, a predicted model, not a curated record